Molecule: messenger RNA, 6341 nt
Organism: Suncus etruscus (white-toothed pygmy shrew)
Lineage: Eukaryota; Metazoa; Chordata; Mammalia; Eulipotyphla; Soricidae
Gene: GSE1
Product: Gse1 coiled-coil protein
Exons: 17
Coding region: 877-5517 (1546 amino acids)
Source: RefSeq, a predicted model, not a curated record
GGCGCGGACGACGACGACGACGACGAGGACCGCGACGACCACCUGGGCACCCGCGCGGGCCCCGACGACGCGCGCGACUCGGAGCUGUCCGAGCUGUCGGACUCCGACCCGCUGGACCCCCUGGACCCGUUGUGUGAGGCCGCUGCCAGCCCCUGCCAGGACGAAGGGCACCCCCGGCCCGGGGCGCGCGCCCGGGCGCACGGCCUGGAGUGUCCGGCGGCUCCGGGGUCUCCGAGCCCCGCGCACAUCGGGGAACUGGACGGCGUCGAGGGUGCCUCCGCGAAGCUCCACGUGGACAGCGAGCCCAAGACGGGCGUCCGGCGACGGAGAAAGGCAGCAGCCCGGCCUUGGGGCACGGAGGCGCGUGCCAGCGUCCUGAGAGGCAUUCAGCACCCCUGGGCCGACCCGGAGUUCCCCACAGAUGGCGUGAAAGGAGGCGCUUCUCGCCGGCCCACCCAGACCUCCGAGAACAGGCCGCCCGGAGAACCCUGGGGGGACGGCUGCCUGUCAGAGGACAGCGAUGUCCAUGUGGCCAGUGAGGAGGAAGAUCGCAAGGACCAGUGUCUCCCCGCACCUCCAGCCCCCCAGGACAAGGAGAGUCGCAGCCAGGCCCUGCCGGGGACCGCCGGCCUCUGCUGCUACAUCUGUGGUUCCCCGCUGUCCGCGGCUACCCAGCGCCGGGUCCAUGUGCAGAAGCAGGAGAAGCUGGCACACGCGCCCUUCUUCCCCUUCCUGUGUCUCCACAGCCCACCGCCCGGUGCCCAGCCCAUCUCCGCCGACGGCAACACCCUGGUGUGUGUCUGCUGCUUCUCCUCCCUCACCCAGCAGUGGCAGAGCUUCGAGCUGGCCAGUGUGCCCGUCCUGCAGCGCCUCUACAUGGUGCCCCUCAACAGCCACGCACCGGGCAUGGCGUCCAAGGGCAGGAGGCCCGGCAGGAGCGAGGUCCCGGUGGCUGUGUCGUCGCCACCACCACCGCAGCCGCCUGCCGAGGCCUGCUACCUCUGUGGAGAGGACUGCACGCCCGACGCCCGGGCUGUGGCCUCCAGGGUGGUCAAUGGUGGCAACGCGCGAGCAGCCAUGCACUUCCCAUUCCUCAGCCUGCUGCCCUGCCCGCCCAACGCCCGAGGCCCCAACACACGCUGUGAGGUGCUGAGCUGCCCCAAGUGCUUCAGUGUCCUGGAGGAUGUCUGGGCCCUAUACCGCGCCUGCCAGCGGGAAGAGCUCAUCACCUCAGUGCAGGCCUUCCUGGGGCGCUACCACCAGGCCUUUUCCGCCACAGACCUCGCACUGGCAGAGUCGCCUGGCCCGGCCAGGGGCAGCAGCCCGGCGGCUGCCUGCUACGUGUGCGGGGCCGAACUGGGACCUGGCAAGGAGUUUCAGUUGCACGUGAACCCAUCCAGCCGCACGGGCGAGAGGGAGCCCUUCUUCCCCUUCCUUACUGUCUACCCGCCCGCGCCGCGUGCCAGGCCCGCCGACAGCACCGGGCUGGUGGCCACCUGCGUGCUCUGCUUUCACGACCUGCUGGGCCAGUGGUUGCGGCAUGAGGACCGAGGCGCACCUGUGGCCGUCAGCGCCUGGGCCCGGCACUACCAGGUAGACACCUUCGUGUGCUUCUUCUGCCAGCAGGAGAAGCGGCGGUGCUUAGGGCUGCAGGCCGUGCGGGUGGCGAGGCUGCCCUUGUUCCUCUACACGCUCCGCGCACGUCGCAGCCUGCUGGUGGACGACGGGCGGCAGCUCAUCAUCGGCGCCUGCCUGGACUGCGGUACCCUGGUGUGUGCCAGCCAAGGGCCAGGCCGCCAGGUGCCCGUGGGCUGGAGCUCCCCGGUGGCCUCUGCAGUGAAGGUCCCGUCUACACCGCUCGAGCCUGUCACAGCCACUGUCCACUCUCCAGCCCAGGAGCCUGUAACCCGGCCAGGGGUCCCUGCUGAGAAUCUGCCCCGAGCCCCCUGCACUGCACCAGAGCUGGGGCCCCCACGAACUCAGCCAAGCAGUGUGGACGCCACUGGACCAGACGUUGCAGGCACAGGCAUGAGCCAUGAGCCCAAGUCCCCUUCACUAGGGAUGCUCUCCACGGCGACCCGGAGCACCGCCACCGUCAGCCCCCUCACCCCCUCGCCGCUCAAUGGCGCGCUGGUGGCUGGUGGUAGCCCCGCAGGUAGCUGCGCCCUCUCACAGGCUGCGCCUUCAUCCAGCUUUGCCGCCGCACUGCGCAAGCUCGCCAAGCAGGCCGAGGAGCCCCGAGGGUCAUCACUGAGCAGCGAGUCGUCUCCUGUGUCCUCCCCGGCAACCAACCACAGCUCCCCAGCCAGCACCCCAAAGCGUGUGCCCAUGGGCCCCAUCAUCGUCCCCCCUGGGGGCCACAGCGUCCCCAGCACGCCCCCCGUGGUCACCAUUGCCCCUACUAAGACCGUCAAUGGUGUGUGGAGAAGCGAGAGCCGGCCGGAUACCAGCUCCCGGGUGAGCAGCACUACCCGUGAACGCCUCAUCGUGGAGCCACCGCUGGCUCAGGAGAAAGCGAGUGCCCCAGCACUUCCCUCCCACCUACUGAGUGCGCCCUACCCCUUCGGCCUCUCCCCCAGCUCUGUGGUGCCUGAUGCCCGCUUCCCACCACUCAACCUACAGCGGCCCGUGCACCAUGUGGUACCGCCCAGCACCGUGGCUGAGGACUAUCUACGCAGCUUCCGGCCCUAUCACACGGCCGAAGACCUGCGCAUGUCCUCACUGCCGCCCCUAGGCUUGGACCCAGCUGCCUACUACCACCCCGGUUAUCUGGCCCCGCAUCCCUUUCCACACCCGGCCUUCAGGGUGGAUGAGCCCUACUGCCUGUCUGCCCUGCGCUCUCCCUUCUACCCCGUGCCCACGCCGGGCUCCCUGCCCCCGCUGCACCCCUCAGCCAUGCACCUGCACCUUUCGGGGCUGCGCUACCCUCCCGAGCUGGCCCACUCAUCCCUGGCGGCGUUGCACUCUGAGCGCCUGACCAGCCUCAGCUCUGAACGGCUACAGAUGGAUGAGGAGCUGCGGCGCGAGCGUGAGCGAGAAGCCGACCGGGAGCGGGAACGUGAGCGAGAGAAGGAGCGGGAGAGGGAAAAGGAGCGGGAACGAGAGCGAGAACGGGAGCGGGAGCGUGAACGGGAGCUGGAGAGGCAGCGGGAACGGGAACAGCGGGCACGGGAAAAGGAGCUGCUUGCGGCCAAGGCGCUGGAACCCACCUUCCUGCCUGCGGCCGAGUUGCACGGACUGCGCCAUGCUGCCGAGGAGCGAGCCAAGCCGGCCGAGCAGCUCACCCCAACACGAACAGAGAAACUGAAGGAGGUGGGCCUGCCAGCACCCAAGGCCGUGCCCCAGCCACUGCACCCCGUGCCUACCCCGCACCACCCUGUGCCUGGGCUGCUCUCGGGCCACGGGCUUUUCUCACUGCCAGCAGGCAGUGCAGCUGCAGCGCUGCUCAUUCAACGCACAAACGAGGAGGAGAAAUGGCUGGCACGGCAGCGGCGACUGCGGCAAGAGAAGGAAGACAGGCAGACGCAGGUGUCUGAGUUCCGCCAGCAGGUCCUGGAGCAGCACCUGGAUAUGGGCCGCCCACCCGCACCCGCUGAAGCUGAGCACCGGCCCGAGAGUACCAGGUUGGCUGCUGGGCCGCCUCUGCCAGGCAGCCGAGACACCCCACAGCACUUGGGUGGGCCCCCGCCCCUCAUCUCGCCCAAGCCCCAGCACCACCCGGUGCCCACGGCCCUCUGGAAUCCCGUGUCACUGAUGGACAGUGCCCUAGAGCCGCGGCGUGGUGCUGACGGCCACCCUCUGCCCGGUCACCCGGCACCUUUCGAGCCUGGCCACCCUGCCACCGUGCCACUGGUGAAGGUGGAACGGGGUUAUGGCCCUGACAAGGCCGACGAGGGGCCCCGGAAGCGUGAGGCUACAGCCCUGGACAAGUACAUGCCGCCAGCCCGGGAGGCGGGCAGCCUGGAGCCUGCAGCUUUCCCGCCUGGGCCCUUCCUGGCGGAGCUGGACAAACCUGCACAGAACUUGCUGGGCCCGCCUCGGGUCACCCUUGCCCAGCCUAGUUCUCCAUACCGGACCCCUGCACCCCGUGGCCCUGAUCCCUCCUACAUCUAUGACGAGUUUCUUCAGCAGCGACGGCGGCUAGUCAGCAAACUGGACUUAGAGGAGAGGCGGCGGCGGGAGGCCCGAGAGAAAGGCUACUUCUAUGACCUGGACGACUCCUAUGACGAGAGCGACGAGGAGGAGGUACGCGCCCACCUUCGCUCUGUGGCUGAGCAGCCACCCCUUAAACUGGACACAUCCUCUGAGAAGCUGGAGUUCCUGCAGCUCUUCGGCCUGACCACGCAGCAGCAGAAGGAGGAGCUGCUGAGCCAGAAGCGCCGUAAGCGGAGGCGGCUGCUGCGGGAACGGACUCCCUCACCCCCGGCUGCACGCUGCCGCCGACAGACGCCCUCGCCACGACCCGUGCUCCGCACACGGUACAGCCCUGACGACAUGAACGACAGCCCCAACUUCGAGGAAAAGAAGAAGUUCUUGGCAGCUUUUAGCCUCACGCACAUCAGUGCUGAGAAGCGGAAAGACAAGGAGCGGCUGGAGGAGAUGCUCCGUGCUGUGAAGCAAAAGGCACUGUCCGUGGCCCUAGCCGACUCGCUCCAGGGCUCCCCGAGGGACCAUACUGCCUCCCUGAGUGAACCCACCCCGCAGCCUGCCACUUUGGACACAGAGAAGCCAGGUGGCGCUGCUGCCACCUUGGCUGACCUCCCAAAGGCCACAGACUUGGCUCCUGGCAGCGGCGAGAAGAGCCGGGCGAGUGAGGCGGGUGGCAGGAAGGGCCUGAGUGUGCUCCAGGAGCUGCAGGGUCCCGCGGCACACAGCAUUAAUGGCAAGACCAAGCCCUGGGAACCUUUCAUGGCCGAGGAGUUUGCACACCAGUUCCAUGAGUCUGUGCUCCAGUCCACACAGAAGGCCCUGCAGAGACACAAAGGGAACACAGCGGUGCUGUCUGCAGAGCAGAACCACAAAGUUGACGCGUCCGUCCACUACAACAUUCCUGAGCUCCAGUCCUCAAGCCGGCUCCCUCUGCCCCAGCACGAUGGGCCUCAGGAGCACGUCACGGCAAGGAAAGAUCCCCUCACCCAGGAGAUGGACCAGGACUCGGGGGAGGAGGAGGAAGAGGAGGAUGAAGAGGAAGAGGAGAUUGAGGAUGAUGAGGAAGCCCCCAGGCACAAGUGGCAAGGAAUUGAGGCCAUCUUCGAGGCUUACCAGGAACAUAUAGAAGAGCAAAACGUGGAGCGGCAGGUGCUGCGGACACAAUGUCGGCGCUUGGAGGCUCAGCACUAUAGCCUUAGCGUCACGGCUGAGCGGUUGUCACACAGCAUGGCGGAACUGAGGAGCCAGAAGCAGAAGAUGGUUUCGGAGCGGGAGCGCCUCCAGGCCGAGCUGGACCACUUACGGAAGUGCCUUGCCUUGCCUGCCAUGCAUUGGCCUCGGGGUUACUUUAAGGGGUACCCCAGGUGACGGCUUCCCUUGCACUAGGCCGAACCUAUAGUAUAGAAAUAUUAUCUAUUUUAUUACCUUGAAUAUUUAAUAUUUUUCACUGGGAGGUUUGAAGCUUAAAAAAAAAAGAAAAAUAAAAUAAAAUGAGAAUGUGCCAUGCAUGAAGCAACAGAGUCCAGGCUGCAGGCCCGACUGGCCUGGGCCCUGUGAGCAGUCGCUGGGACCCCGAGUUUGCUUUCUGAGGCAGUUCGGUCUCCCCAACCAACACUAAAACCUCACCCAGGAGCCCCCCACCUGCGCUGUCCUGCUUCUGGGGCACUGCACCCCACGCACCCCAGAGCAAGGCUGCUCCCCAGAAGGGCCACGCAGGCCAAGUCAAGGGCUUUCUCGGUCACUUCUGCAAUGUUCUCUUCAAAGACGUGGGUUCUAGGGGCGCACGGAGCACCGGGCCUCCCCCCGCAAAGCUUUUCCCCGGCGCAGCCAUGCAGGGCUGGAAGGUGCCAGUCUUAUGGGGGGCGCUAUUUUCACACAAGCUGUCGAUGUGUGGAGGGAGGGCAGAGUCAGGGUGCUCCAGCCUUGUACUGUGUAUAUAUAUUAAAGAAACAAAGUUUUGUAUGUUUUUAUUACUUUAAUUAUUGUUAUAAAAAGAAAAAAAGCCUGCCAUUUUUAAUAUGUGGUUGGGGGGGAUUUUUUGUUGUUGUUGUUUUUUCGUUUUCCUGUUUGGGGGGAUUUUUGUUUUCUGUUUGUUUGUUUUUGCUUUUCUGGGCAGAAACCUGCUUUUAGUGUUUGUACCGCUGCUGGUCAGGACAUUAAAGAUAUUGAAGUGUUUUCUAACGUUCAAGAAA